GUUCACCUUUAUUAACUAACCGCCACUCCAAAUUAGACAAAUCCAAACACCCACCAGGAAAAAAAAAUUGUCUGCUUUGAAAAUGAGCUACAGCAGCUUCACUACUGCUAGCUCUUCUUCACCCCUAACCUAUCCACGAAAAUUUUCAGAUUCAAUCUCUUUCUCCAACAAGUUUGUACUGAUUAGAUUCCCUAAAACCCAUAUCUUAUCUUCUACUAAGAUUCAACAAAAACCUGGUUUUGGAAGAUCUAAAGCUGCUCACUUUACAACAAUGGCAACUACUGGAAGUAACCAAGAGGUUCUUCCACCAGCUUUCACUUCUACUUCAGACCCACCCCCAGUCUUCGAUGGAAAUACAAGGUUGUAUAUAUCGUACCAAUGCCCAUAUGCGCAACGUGUGUGGAUUACCCGGAAUGUUAAGGGAUUGCAGGAAAAGAUACAAUUGGUUCCUAUUGAUUUGAAAGACAGGCCUUCAUGGUACAAAGAGAAAGUUUACCCAGAUAACAAGGUGCCAUCAUUAGAACACAAUAACAAAGUUAUAGGAGAGAGUCUUGACUUGAUUAAAUACAUUGACAGUCAAUUCAAAGGGCCUUCACUUUUUCCUGAUGAUCCUGCAAGGAUAGAAUUUGCAGAAGAGUUAUUGUCGCAAUCUGGCUCAGUCCAUAAAUCCGUCACUUCUUCAUUUAAAGGAGAAGUAGAGGAAUCCGGUGCUGCAUUUGAUUACAUUGAAACAGCUCUCUCUAAAUUUGAAGAUGGACCUUUCUUUCUGGGCCAGUUUAGUUUGGUGGAUAUAGCUUAUGCUCCAUUUAUUGAAAGAUAUCAGCUUUUCUUAUUGGAUGUAAAGAAAUAUGACAUCACUGAAGGCAGGCCUAAACUGAAAGCAUGGAUUGAGGAGAUAAACAAAAUUGAAGGUUACAGACAAACUCGAAAUGAUCCAAAGGAACUUGUUGAAAGCUACAAGAAACGCUUCUUGGUUCAGGUCUGAAAUCAGUGACAGAAUCAUAGAAAACAAUGGUGUUCAAAUACUCCCUCCACAUGUUAUAAUCAUCACUUGAAGUUCUGUUUUAUGUAUGCCCUUGGUGAUAAGUAUUGAAAAUAAGCUUGACAUUGAUAUGCAUAGUUGGGUCAAAUUAAGCUUUUGGAACCGUAAGUUAGGAAUUGGAUAAGGGAAAUUUUGUCACUUAAGAUUAUGAAUUUCUUUGUAUGGCAAAUAUCGCCCAAACUUGGUAAUCUAAAUGUGCUAUGCAAUGUUGAUUGAAGAAUCUCA
Molecule: messenger RNA, 1267 nt
Organism: Ziziphus jujuba (common jujube)
Lineage: Eukaryota; Viridiplantae; Streptophyta; Magnoliopsida; Rosales; Rhamnaceae
Product: protein IN2-1 homolog B
Exons: 10
Coding region: 83-985 (300 amino acids)
Molecular function (GO): glutathione transferase activity
Source: RefSeq, a predicted model, not a curated record